AUGGAGAAGCUCAGCUCCUUCUUCCGUGACGUCUGGGACACCGUCCUGACCAAGCACCGGGAGGGUCUCUUCAACAGUGUCUGCCUGGGCGUGGUGCUGGCGCUGCCGCUGCUGCUGCUCCUCGCCCUGGUCUUCGUCUGCUGCCACUGCUGCUGGAGCCGGCCGGGCACGGGCCGGCAGCCGGAGCGCGGCCCGGGGAAGAGGAGGAGGAGGAGGAGGAGGAGGAAGGGCGAGGAAGACCUGUGGAUCUCCGCCCAGCCCAAGCUCCUGCAGAUGGAGAAGAGGCCGUCGCUGCCGGUCUAG
Molecule: messenger RNA, 303 nt
Organism: Pipistrellus nathusii (Nathusius's pipistrelle)
Lineage: Eukaryota; Metazoa; Chordata; Mammalia; Chiroptera; Vespertilionidae
Source: the annotation of a GenBank genome assembly